AUGGCAGAGUCGGCGGUGAGUCUUGUUGUUGACAAGUUAGUUCCAUUGCUAACUCAAGAAGUGGAACUAUUGAAAGGUGUCCAUGAAGAAGUUGCAGAUAUCAAACGGGAAUUGGAGGUCAUUUGUGCUUUCCUUAAAGAUGUAGAUUCAAAAGCUGCGAAAGAAGGCAUCGGUGAGGGAGUGAAGGUAUUGGCAAACCAAGCAAGAGAAGAAGCUCAUCACAUUGAAGAUGUCAUCGAUGAGUACAUGUUUCAUGUGUCAAGACAUCCUGAUCAUGGACAUGGACUCCUACAUAGAAUUGUUUCUUUCAUUACAAAAUUCAAUUCACGUCGUGAGAUAGCAGUGAAGGUCCAGGAUAUCAAAACAUCACUGCUAGAUAUCAAAAAUAGAAGUCAAACAUUCCAAUUCAUUUCUUCAAAUCAAGGGGCAUCAAGCAGCAGCAGCUAUGGAAGAAGAGGAUUAAUUCAUGAUCCUCGAUCGAGUUCUCUUUUCAUUGAAGAAGCUGAGCUUGUUGGCAUUGAAUCUCCAAGAGAUGAAUUGAUAAGCUACUUAGUGAGUGGAAUUUCUCGAAGGACAGUGAUUGCAGUGGUUGGUAUGGGAGGUGUGGGAAAAACCACUUUGGCCAAGAAAGUAUAUGACAACCACAGGGUGAAAGAGCACUUUCGAUACCAUGCUUGGAUCACAGUGUCUCAAUCAUAUGAUAAGAGGGAGCUACUAAAAGAGCGAUAUUUGGUUGUAUUUGAUGAUGUAUGGGAUAUUGGAUUUUGGGGAGAUUUGGAGCACACCUUGCUAGAUAAAGAUAAUGGUAGUAGAAUAUUGGCUACCACAAGAAAGGAGGAUGUUGCUAAUUUUUGUAGAGGAUCUUCAUUGGUUCAUGUCUAUCGUAUAAAACCUUUACCUCAAAAAGAAGCAUGGGAACUCUUCUGUAAUAAAGCAUUCAGGUUUGGGUUUAAAGGGCAAUGUCCAAAAGAUCUGCAGGAAUUGUCACACAACAUUGUUAGAAGAUGUGGAGGAUUGCCGCUAGCAAUUGUGGCAGUUGGUGGGCUUCUAGCAACAAAAGAAAAGGCUAUUCUAGAAUGGGAAAAAGUUCUUAAUAGCCUUGGGUCGGCAAUGGUGGGUGAUCCUUAUAUUGAUAAUGUCACUAACAUUCUAUCUCUCAGCUAUGGCAUGACACUAGAAGAGGUUGGAGAGGAAUACUUCAUGGAACUCGUUCGACGAAGUUUGAUUCAAGUGGAUGAAGUUAGCUUCAAAGGAAUUCCUAAAACCUGUCGUGUUCAUGAUCUGGUCCGUGAUGUCAUUCUUUCCAAGUCAAAGGAAUUGAGUUUCUGCCAUGUUUCAAGGAGUUGUUCAACUUUUAAAGGCAUAGCACGACACCUGUCCAUAAGCAACAGAGGAAGUGACACUCCAAAGAGUAGCACAAAGUCUCAAAGUCGUUCUAUUAUGGUCUUCGACAAAGUAGAGCUGCGAAAGCCCACAAUUUCAGUAAUAUUUUCAAAAUUUAAGCUUCUGACCACAUUAGAUUUUGAAAACUGUCCUAUAGCUCACCUUCCCAAAAAAUUGGGAAAUUUGCUACAUUUGAGAUAUUUAAACUUAAGAGAGACUAAAGUAUCCAAACUUCCAAAAUCAAUCAGAAAGCUGCACAACCUGGAGUCCUUGGAUUUGAGAAAUUCUUUUGUGGAAGAGUUGCCGGUUGAGAUCAGUAGGUUCCCUAAAUUGCGACAUCUUUUGGCUGAUAAUAGAGAGACUCGUGCAUUGAAGAUACAUGGCAGCAUUAAGCAUUUGGAGUUCUUACAAACGCUGUUUAUGAUUAAAAUGGAUGAUGAUGUGAGCUUGAUCAAUGAUGGCCUACUGAUGUCUACGAAAAUGAGGAAGCUGGGGAUCAGAAAUUUGAAGAGAGAACAUGGAGCGUAUCUAUGCACUGCAUUAGAGAAGAUGACUCACCUGCGUUCACUCCUUGUUAGUUCAAUCAAUCCCAGGAAUGAAAUUCUUGAUGUGCAAUCAAUAUCUCCUCCUCCUCUUCAGCUACAAAGUCUGAGACUUUGGGGUCAAUUAGAAACCGUACCAGAUUGGAUUUCCAAACUGCACAAUUUGGCAAAACUGAGAUUGAGUUUUUCAAAUUUGAUGGAUGGUUCGAUUAAAGUCCUUCAAGCUCUGCCCAAUUUAAAAUACCUUGGACUCAUAUGUGCAUACAACGGAGAGAGAAUGCAUUUUGAAGAAGGAGGGUUUCAGAAACUCAAGUUUCUGUAUCUUGCAGGCUUGAGUCAUUUGAGUACAAUGUUAAUAGACGAAGGAGCACUGCCAGUUCUUGAAGGCCUAGCAAUGGGACCCUGCCCACAACUGAAGAAGGUGCCUCCUGGAUUUCAACACUUGAAAUAUCUCACAGAUUUAUCGUUCGCAGGGAUGACAAAAGAGUUCACUCAAAGACUGUCACAGCAAGACCAUGAGAUUGUCAGGCAUGUACCGACUCUCCGAUAUGAUGGUACUUAUGAUCCCGAUGAUAAAAGAUCUUAUGCAGCAUGGCUACUUACAUAUUCGACUAAAGAAUUGGAGGGUGCGCCAGGCCCUUGCAGUAGUGCAACGCAUGGGCGACGCGCGUGGAUCCCAAAUCCUGAUACUCCAGCAAUGGACAGCAAGCUAAAGGCCUUAGCUCGAAAGAUUUCCAGCGUCGUUGGAUCUGUUUGCAGAUUUGGUGGAGGCCCUGGAACAGUAGGGAUAGCUAGGAUACCAAAAUCCUGCUGGGAGAUACCCGAAGGAGAGUUGCAAGGGCAGCAUGUAAUUCAGUCUUUACGAGAAGAUGUGGCUUUCUCCAUCAACCCAGUUAGAGCUGCACAGAUUGCCACGUAUAACAGUGCCCUGCCUCCACAGACGUGCCAAGGAAGCAUCCUUGCCCUUGUUUCUAGCCCAGCUUUUGGAAACAUGAAUGCAAACAGGCCGAACUCCCACUGCCACCCAAGUUCCCAACAAGUGUCUAGGCUAAAGGUAGGUUAUUUACCAUGGCAAACUCACACAUAA
Molecule: messenger RNA, 3012 nt
Organism: Dovyalis caffra
Lineage: Eukaryota; Viridiplantae; Streptophyta; Magnoliopsida; Malpighiales; Salicaceae
Source: the annotation of a GenBank genome assembly